ACUGCGUACUGCACGAUGAAGUACUACGGCACCGCCGCCGGUGGAGCAGCAGCACAUUGACUGGUGUCAUAAGAUCAUUUGAAGGACUCUCUUCGUGGGUUACCUCACAUUUCACAACGUUUUAUAGAGAGGCAGAACAGGCAGUUUGAGGGUCUGAGAUGGAUGUGGCAGUCCCUAAAUCCCGUGUGUUUCUGAACUACAGUCCCACUGCCCUGUUUUCACAGUGGAGUUUACCGGUUACUCCCACCCAAGUGAUGGCUGCGGUGCAGGAUGGACCAUGGAAGAGCCUGAGCUCUGGAAAGAAAGUGGCGUUGGCUGCUGGUAUCUCGGUUGGAGCAACAGUUGGAUACCUUAUUUAUCGUCACAUUCGAAACAGCACUGAGCAAUGCCAAAGCAAAGAGGAGUCCAGAAUAUCUGUUCCCCUUGAUGUGUAUCGAUCUAUUGCAAGAUAUCAAAGCGCCUUCUUGGACAUUGUGAAUCAGAAGUCUGGUGCCCAGAUUAAUGUGCUGCCGAACACUGAAGAGCAGAACAUGGUGAAUUUUCUGAUCCAGGGCUCACCAGAACAGAUUCUCAUAGCUCAGUGUGCACUGGAGAAACUGGCUACCGACUGUGAGGUCAUCACUGAUGUCAUAGACGUGCCUCAGACAGCCUUUGGACGAAUUAUAGGUCGUGGUGGAGAGACAUUGAAGUUCAUAAACCGAGUGUCAGGGGCGAAAGUGAACUGCUCCAAAGAUCGUGGACGCACCUUAGAGGAGAACGGCAAGAUCACUAUUACUGGCACACGCAAAGAAAUUCAGAGUGCUAAGGAGAUGAUCAUGGAGAAGGUCAUCGAGAACGAAACAGUACGAAAGCGGAUAAGCCAGGCUUCUGCUCUGCGUCAGAGGAGGAAACCUCCAGAAACCCAAGGACCUGAGAAUGAAUUAUUAAAGCCUAAUGGAAAAGAUUUGCCUACUCUAGUGAAUGAGCUUAAACAAGAGCUGCCCGUUACUGUUAACGGCUAUGUGGACAGCACUGAUACAGCUGAAAACUCCCUCAGAUCAGAAGACGAGGAGAUUCUUUCUCCAGUCUCACCUCUGGAAAUCUCCAAGUUUGAAAUUCCUAGUCCAGACCUGAGCUUCCAGCCCGAUGAGCAUCUGGAGGUGUACGUGUCUGCCUCGGAGAAUCCUCAGCACUUUUGGAUCCAGAUCCUGGGAGUCCGUUCUCUACAGCUGGACAAACUGACAGCAGAAAUGAGCCGUUUCUACAAUGGUGAUUCCUCACAGGAGCAUAGAGUGGAGACUAUUAUAGUUGGAGACAUAGUGGCUGCUCCGUACAGAGAUCACGGCACGUGGAAUCGGGCACGAGUGUUGGGAAUUGUGGGAUCAGGCCUGGUGGAUCUGUAUUAUGUGGACUUUGGGGACAACGGGGAGCUUCCUCGGGAACAUUUACGAAGCAUGAGAAGUGACUUCCUGAGCUUGCCUUUUCAAGCCAUUGAAUGCAGUCUUGCAGGGGUUCGGCCAGAAGGAGAGGUUUGGACUGAAGCAGCCCUGGAUGACUUUGAACGCAUGACAUUCUGUGCUGAAUGGAAACCUUUACUGGCUAAACUCUACAGCUACUCUCAUUCUGAGAUCUCAUCCUGGCCUAGUGUCAAACUUUAUGACAACAGCCAGGGAAAGGCUGUGGAUCUCGGUAAAGAAUUGAUUCGUCUCGGUCAUGCUGUGAGCUGUGAGGAUGAAGGAAAUGGGCUGAGGGGAGACUGGGAUGAGUCCAGAUCACUGCAGAAGAUGCUGGACGACAUGACUGGAGCCACAUCAGAACUCAGUAUGUCCUGCAUCAGUUUAUCAGGUUCACCAUGGGUAAAUGAUCAGCUGGAAAGCUCUUCACGUCUCUCGAGCUCUAUAGAGUUGGAGCGAGCCGAUGUGGACCAGAACUCAACUUUUAAACUCAUGUCUUCCUACUCCCUGAUCCACUCCACUCCAUCUCAAAACUUGAGUGACCUGGUCAGCCAAAUCCUUGAGACGUCUUCAUCCAUGCAAGACCCUCCAGUCCAAUCCAACAGCUUAACUCCAGCAUCGCCAUUACAUCAGCUGGAAAUCUCAUCUUCAUUUUCCUCUCCGUUGAACGUGGAGACUGUGACAUCAGCGCUGGAUUCAUUCACUCUCAACGAUGAAGUCUUCCUCGGAUCCCAUUAUUACGGCAGAAACGAGAAGACGACGUCCAGCGCGUCAGAAGAGACGGGUUCGUCUUAUACGCUGGAGACUCACAGUGAGAAUACAGAGAGCAGCAACAGCAGUGAUGGUAUUAGGGGGGUGUGGUAUUACCUCACUUCCUCUAGAGACUCGUCUGAAGCGUCUCUCAGCACCACCAUGCCUCAUUCAUCCACUACAUCUUCCUCUUACUCGACUGAGGCCUGUGAGGAGAGCGAUGCAUCCUCUGGGUCUGUGAUUGAGCUGAGUUCAGACUCAUCCAGGAGCGUUGAAGAUGCUAAAAUAGCGCUCAGAACAGAUAAUCAGACUUCAGAUCUAGAGAUUAUCACACUGAGUGACGGUAGCAGCUCUGGGAGUGAAUUUGUUAACAUUUCUGAAGAGCGUGAACAUGAGUCUGAGACUGCAGGAUAUUUAGAGGAAUCAGAUCCACUGAAAUGUGAUGUGAGAUGCCAGACGUCAGGCUUUAAUGAAGAUGUGUUGUGUAAUAAAGCUGAAAGUGGAAGAAGAGGAAGUGGACUAAAAAACAUGGGUUUAAAAAGUAAUACGGGAGAAAAUGGAGACGAGUCAACAAGAGAAGUUGCCUCUAUUUCCGGAAGUGUGGAUGACACUAUAGAUGAGGAGUUCAACUGACAAGACCAAAGACGUGUAUGCCUUGAUAUUGCGACCAGUUCUUCUCCUCAUUCAGCACAUGCUUCCCGUCUCUGAGAAAGAGCCUUACUUGAUGACGUCACUCGCUCAGGCUGCCUGUAUUUACUGCAUUCGUUCUUAUGAACAGUGGGUUUCAUAGUUUAUAAUGUUUUGUUACAUCUGUUGUUUUUCACAGUUUACACUUUUGUUCCCAUUGUGUUCACCUCAGUUACGUAUUAAACUGUUUUUAUUGAGUGUCAGAGGAUGGAUGGUUAAAGAGCAGAGCUCAGGGAACUCAGAAUUGAGUUGGUGAAACUCAGUAUUGUUGCAUUGUAGCACCAAAGUUCCUUUGGUUUUCUUUGGUAACAUGAUGGUUUAGUUUUGUUAAUGGGUUAUAUUUUUGUACUCUCAUUUUCUGUCAAUAUUAUUUAUGUUGUGCAUUGAGAUUUAUUACAUUAAAUGCUAUGGUAUAUAUGAGUAUACAGUUAAAUAAAGACUAUUAUUAUACUUCA
Messenger RNA from Danio rerio (zebrafish), 3325 nucleotides. The record is from RefSeq and is a predicted model, not a curated record. Lineage: Eukaryota; Metazoa; Chordata; Actinopteri; Cypriniformes; Danionidae.